CGCUGGGAGCAGCUGCGGCGGCGGGCUGCGACGCCCUGGGCCCGCGGGCUCCUGGCCGCGGCCGCCGGGCUCGGGCUCCUGUACGCGGUGCUGCGGGUGCCGGUGCGGCUCCGGGACGGCCUGGCGGCCGUGACCAUGUUCUUAAGCACUUUGACUCCAAAAUUCUACUUUGCCCUUACAGUAACUUCAUCUUUUAUAUCUGGACUGAUAUUUGUGUUUGAGUGGUGGCACUUCCGAAAGUACGGCACGUCCUUCAUCGAGCAGGUUUCUGUGAGCCAUCUGAGGCCCCUCAUCGGGGGUGCAGAGAGCAGCCCCCCAGCCCCAGCAGCUUUCUCGGCGGGGGAGAGCGAGACCAGCAGGCAGAACAUGCCAGAGUGCAAAGUGUGGCGAAAUCCUCUCAAUCUUUUCAGAGGGGCAGAGUAUAGCAGGUACAUGUGGGUGACGGGGAAGGAGCCUCUUACUUACUAUGACAUGAAUUUGUCUGCUCAAGAUCAUCAGAGCUUUUUCACCUGUGACACGGAUGCCCUCCGGCCCUCAGACACAGUUAUGCAGAAAGCCUGGCGAGAGAGGAACCCGCAAGCCCGGAUUAAAGCAGCAUAUCAAGCUCUAGAGUUGAACAAUGAUUGUGCUACUGCAUAUGUCCUCCUGGCUGAGGAAGAAGCAACAACUAUUGUGGAUGCUGAGAAAUAUUUCAAGCAGGCUCUGAAAGCAGGAGAAAUGAUUUACAGAAAAUCUCAGAACUGCCAUUCCCAGAGCCCCCAGCAUGAAGCACAGCUGAGAAGAGACACCAAUGUACUGGUGUAUGUGAAAAGGAGACUAGCCAUGUGUGCCAGGAAACUUGGAAGAAUACGAGAAGCAGUAAAAAUGAUGAGAGAUUUGAUGAAAGAGUUUCCACUUCUCAGUAUGCUGAAUAUCCACGAAAACCUCCUAGAGGCCCUUCUGGAGUUACAGGCAUAUGCAGAUGUCCAGGCAGUUUUAGCCAAGUAUGAUGAUAUCAGUCUUCCCAAAUCAGCAGCAAUAUGUUACACAGCAGCUCUGCUAAAAGCCAGAGCUGUUUCAGAAAGGUGGGUUUUUCCCUUCAGGUUCUCCCCAGAAACUGCCUCCAGGAGAGGACUUAGUACAGCAGAAAUUAAUGCUGUGGAAGCAAUUCACAGAGCUGUGGAAUUUAACCCUCAUGUUCCAAAGUAUUUACUGGAAAUGAAAAGCCUGGUGCUGCCUCCAGAGCACAUUCUGAAGCGAGGGGACAGCGAGGCAGUAGCAUAUGCUUUUUUUCACCUCCAGCACUGGAAGAGGAUAGAAGGGGCUCUAAAUCUGCUGCACUGCACAUGGGAAGGCACAUUUAGGAUGAUCCCAUACCCAUUAGAGAAAGGACAUCUUUUCUAUCCCUACCCGAGCUGCACAGAAACAGCAGACAGAGAACUGUUGCCAACCAUGCUGGCCCUCCUUACCCACCAGUUCCCUGAGCUGAUGGUCGUUUUUGCAAAAGCUGUGCUGCGGGUGCUGUGGCCCGUGAGUGCUCCCAGCGUUCUGGCCUCCAGCUGAAUGGACUGCACCAGGUGCUUUGGGACUCUUCUUUCACCCUUCAUCUUCACUGUGGAGCACAUUGAGGACCUGCUGCUGUCCAGCCCCUGGCAUCAGCUGGCUAGUGUGACUGGCGUGUAUUUUCCACCAUAGUUUGAUUUUGUUCUUACGAGCCUCACUUGGGGGUUGGCUGACCCCCAGUUGUGGGAGCCAAGGAAGAAAUCUGGGCUCUUCAAACUGAUAUCCUUGACCAUCUUCCAUGCUGAUGGUGCUUAGCAUGUGAAUUUUCUUCCUUGGCCUUAAUCUGUAAUCAUCUAAGAAAAUAGUUCUUGUUGAGCAAUAGUUUAUUGCUCUCUAAAUCACUUGGACAACUGGAAGCUCAUACUUCCUCUGUAAGAAAGGAGAAUACACAAACUGAGCAGGUGUUUGGAGUACUGAUGCUUCCUUCUCAGCUGCAGAUGCGCCAGAUACUUGGCUUAGAUUUAAUUUCAUAAGCCUUUUUCAAAAUAUUUGUUAACAGCAAAGUAUGGUUCUGCUUUCUUUAUUAAAAGGUUGCUACUUAA
Onychostruthus taczanowskii (white-rumped snowfinch) is the source of this 2084-nucleotide messenger RNA. It is a transcript of the gene ST7L, whose product is annotated as suppression of tumorigenicity 7 like. The record is from RefSeq and is a predicted model, not a curated record. The coding region runs from base 136 to 1542 and encodes 468 amino acids. The transcript has 16 exons. Gene Ontology annotation, molecular function: protein binding. Lineage: Eukaryota; Metazoa; Chordata; Aves; Passeriformes; Passeridae.